Messenger RNA from Cetraspora pellucida, 168 nucleotides. The record is from the annotation of a GenBank genome assembly. NCBI's taxonomy places the organism in Eukaryota, Fungi, Glomeromycota, Glomeromycetes, Diversisporales, Gigasporaceae.
AUGUCUAUUUUCACAGUUGGAAAAUCUUUAAGAGAUGCUCUUUUCAAAAAUACUACAAUGAUUUCUCUAGAACUUGAAGGCAACAAAAUUGAUGCUUACUUAGAUUUAAUCGAAACUUUUCUUUCAACGAAUAGAGAUAAUGGCGAAAAAAAUCCUUUAAUAUUUUAA